UCCAAGAGCCCUCUAGAAAGUGACUGAUGUGUUCUAACGUCCAUGGUUCAGCGGUGACUCGGUUGCAUUACAUACCGUAUCGAUCAUCAAAACUUUGCCCGUUCGAGUCCAAAUUUUUUUGGUAGCAAGGUGAAAAAAGAGGAGCGGGGGGGGAGGACCCUUAAGGAAACAUGGUCGAUUGUUACAAACACGUACCUAGAUACCUAGAUACGGUUGCUGAUGAAAAAAAUUUCAUUGGUGACUGUUCAAGCAAAAAAGACUACAAACAUGUGAGAAGAAUCGAUUUUUUUGGGGGAGGUUGUCAAAUUUAGCACGACGGUACACGUGUCGACAUAUAACUUAUCAGUUGCAAUUUGUUUACUUCUUUUAGUACGCUUUAUUUUGUUAGUUCAUUUAAGUUACAUUUAUAAAAAAAGCAGGUUAAUCAAUGAGAGGUGUACUUUUCUAAUGACCUGACUCUUCUUGGUGCAUUAUCAUGGAAAAGAUUUGAGUGAACACGAAAGUUUGUGUUAAGAGUUUAAACUAUCCGCUGUCUGCAUUCUAUUUCAUCUAAAUAAUAUUUAAAUCUGCGAGAAGAAUCUGCAUCCUAGUACUUCUUCCAAAAAAAUAACUUUAUUCCCGAACAUUUGAGAAACAUGAGUUAUUAAAUGUAAGUGAACCAUGUGAAUCAGAAUAUGUUUAGACUGUCGUCUUUUGUCACAUUAUAUGUAAGAGUAGGAUUCGAUGAACAUUUUUAUUUGAUUCUAGAAGAAUAGCAAUGACUGAUAACACAUUACAAGCAAUUUAUUAUAAACGUGGUGAAUUAUCAAUUUUGGAUCAGUUGAAAUUACCAGAAUUAAGUAUUUAUAUUCCAAUAACUACUGUUGCAGAUGCGUGGAAAGCAAUACAUACAAUGUCAAUAAGAGGUGCACCAGCAAUUGCUGUUUGUGGUUUAUUAAGUGUUGCCAUUGAACUUUAUAACAAUAAAGGAAAAUUUGAGAGUAUAGAUGAGAUAAAAAAAUUUAUUCGCGAACAAUUGAACUAUUUGGUAACAGCUCGUCCAACAGCUGUAAAUAUGGCCGAUGCAGCACGAACAAUUACAAAUUACAUAGAAUCAAUUGAAACGGAAAAACAAAUCAAAACAAUUGAUUUGUAUAUUGAACAUGUAUUGGAAUAUAUGGAAACAUUUUUGAAGAAAGAUAUUGAAGAUAAUUUAUUGAUUGGAAAGCACGGCGCUGAAAUGAUUAAAUCGUUAUCGAACAAUGAUCCUAUAAAAAAAUUAUCGAUUCUCACUCAUUGUAACACUGGUUCACUUGCCACAUCCGGAUUUGGUACGGCACUUGGGGUUAUAAGACAGUUGAAACAGAAUGAUCAUUUAAAUUUAGCCUAUUUUACUGAAACUCGACCUUAUAAUCAAGGUUCACGUUUGACAGCCUAUGAACUGAUUCAUGACGAUAUUCCUCAUACUAUGAUUUGUGAUUCAAUGGCUGGAUUAUUAAUGCGUACACGUGCAAUACACGCUGUGGUAGUUGGAGCCGAUAGAAUUACAGCAAAUGGUGAUACUGCAAAUAAAAUUGGAACAUAUCAAUUGGCUGUACUUGCAAAGUUUCACAAUAUACCGUUUUAUAUUGCCGCACCAACAACAAGUAUUGAUUUUACAAAACAAAAUGGAGAUGAAAUAGUGAUAGAAGAAAGGCCAGUAAAUGAGAUGACAACAAUCAAAGGAGUGUCAAUUGCAGCCCAAGGUGUUCAAUGCUGGAAUCCUGCAUUCGAUAUUACACCCUCUGAGUUGAUAACUGGUAUUAUAACAGAAUAUGGCGUAUUUAAAUCAAAUGAAUUGAAGGAAAAAUUAUUAUCGAUUAUGUCAAAACAACCGGAAGGAACAGUUGGAUAG
Messenger RNA from Didymodactylos carnosus, 1873 nucleotides. The record is from the annotation of a GenBank genome assembly. Lineage: Eukaryota; Metazoa; Rotifera; Eurotatoria; Philodinida; Philodinidae.